Mytilus trossulus (common blue mussel) is the source of this 1438-nucleotide messenger RNA. RefSeq names its product ficolin-2-like. NCBI's taxonomy places the organism in Eukaryota, Metazoa, Mollusca, Bivalvia, Mytilida, Mytilidae. The record is from RefSeq and is a predicted model, not a curated record. The transcript is spliced from 12 exons. Bases 270 to 1364 code for a protein of 364 amino acids.
AUAAAAAGAGUGAGUGUCGAGUUGGCGAUGUGGUAUCCCUGCUGCCGAGCCGAGACUCAACAGACAAGGAUAGAACUAGCUGCUUUAGGCUCAGUAGCUUCACACUUUUGCUGUUUAUUUUGGUUGCUGGUUUCAGAACCACAUAUUCCGGUACAGUGUGUUUGUCCUGUAGUGGCGUACAAAGUAUAAAUCAAUGUACACACUUGGAGAACUGUCGCAAUGAUGAGGUCUGUUUCUUUGAAAAAUACAACUUGGAGUCUGGUACCGAGAUGUAUGAUUUAGGAUGUUCCAUUCCAAAGCUAUGUACAAAAAGAAAGACGCGACAAUUAACAGAAGGUCAUCAUUUGACAUGUCAAGGUUGUUGUAACAACACAAACGUAUGCAACCUGAAUACAGAAUGUGGAGAUGUUCCUGUCAGCCAUAAUAGUUCUGAGUCUGGGAGAACUUGUGUGUCAUGCACUGGAGUACAAAACAUAAAUGACUGUACACACUUGGAGACUUGUGGUAGUAAUGAGGUGUGCUUCAUUCACAAGUAUGCUACUGAAUCUGGAGUUGAACAAUAUGAUUUUGGAUGUACACUGCCAGAGCUCUGUGUCAAUAAAAGACCUGAUGAGAUAUUUGGCAAGAGAUUAGCAGAAGGCCAUCAUAUGCUGUGUAAAGGUUGCUGCAAUAAGUCAAAUGUUUGUAACCUGAAUGCAGCAUGUGACGAUGCCGUAAAACAGAACACAUCUGGAAAUGGUCGCCCUAGAGAAUGCGAUGACUUAAACAAUGCCAACACCGGUGUGUAUACCAUAUAUCCUGAUGAAUACCAUGCAGUGAAGGCAUAUUGUAUAAUGGCAAACAAUGAAAAAUGGACGGUAAUUCAAAAACGAUUCAAUGGUUUUCUUGAUUUUUAUCAAGAUUGGAAUGCUUACAAAAGGGGAUUUGGUGUUGCAACAGGAGAAUAUUGGAUGGGAAAUGACUACAUUCAUCGAAUAUCUACAUCAACCGGUCAUAAACUAUCAAUUUAUUUAGAGGAUUUCGAUGGCACCUUUAAAUAUGCAAAUUAUUCUCUGUUUCUUAUUGGUGACGAGAAAGAAAAAUAUAAACUGUCGUUAUCUGGAUACACUGGGGAUGCAGGUGAUAGUUUGAUUACCCAGACUGGAAUGACAUUUAGUACGAAGGAUAGGGAUAACGACCCUUCUGCAGCACUUAAUUGUGCAGCGUAUACUCAGGGUGCAUGGUGGUAUAAAAAUUGUACCAGUUCAAAUCUAAAUGGACCGUAUCUUGCUGGUGUCGGUACAUAUGAAAGAUCUAUGUUUUGGAAAGAUUGGAAAGUUUUUAAUUCUUUAAAAAAGAGUACAAUGAUGAUAACGCGUACUUAGAUAAUAAAUUAUUCUAUUUGCCAUGAAACUGGCCACAAAAUACAGGCAUUAGUAAUAAACCGCUAUUCAAUAUA